Molecule: messenger RNA, 2588 nt
Organism: Orycteropus afer afer
Lineage: Eukaryota; Metazoa; Chordata; Mammalia; Tubulidentata; Orycteropodidae
Gene: COG3
Product: component of oligomeric golgi complex 3
Biological process (GO): Golgi organization; intracellular protein transport; intra-Golgi vesicle-mediated transport
Cellular component (GO): COG complex; membrane; cis-Golgi network
Source: RefSeq, a predicted model, not a curated record
CGGUGCCCUGCUGGAAGAUCCCGCGCUCCCGGAAGUGGUCGGGGCCUCCCUGUCGGUGUCCCCACCACCCGGGUGCUCCUGAGGGCCCCGGUGCGGCGGCGAUGGCCGAAGCAGCGUUGCUGUUGCUGCCGGAGGCGGCGGCGGAGCGGGACGCUCGGGAGAAGCUCGCUCUCUGGGAUCGGAGACCGGACACCACGGCGCCGCUGACCGACAGGCAGACAGACUCAGUGCUGGAGUUGAAGGCGGCGGCAGAGAAUCUGCCUGUGCCAACAGGGCUUCCAAUUGAAGACUUGAGCAGUUUAACAUCGCAGUCGCUGCCCAUUUCACUGACUUCAAUAGUGCCUGAAUCUACAGAAGACAUUCUCAUGAGGGGCUUCUCUUCCUUAGGGAUGGAAGAAGAAAGAAUUGAAACUGCCCAACAGUUUUUCUCAUGGUUUGCAAAGGUCCAAAUUCAGAUGGAUCAAGAUGAAGGAACUAAAUAUAGACAGAUGAGGGAUUACUUGUCUGGGUUUCAGGAGCAGUGCGAUGCUAUAUUGACUGAUGUAAACAGUGCUCUUCAGCAUCUGGAGUCAUUGCAGAAACAGUAUCUGUUUGUGUCCAAUAAGACAGGAACCCUACAUGAAGCCUGUGAACAGCUCCUGAAAGAACAGUCGGAACUUGUUGAUCUGGCUGAAAACAUUCAACAAAAGCUUUCUUAUUUUAACGAAUUGGAAACUGUUAAUACAAAAUUGAAUUCCCCUACAUUGUCUGUGAAUAGUGAAGGAUUUAUACCUAUGCUGGCUAAGUUAGAUGAUUGUAUAACCUAUAUCUCAUCUCAUCCUAAUUUUAAAGAUUAUCCUGUAUAUUUGAUGAAGUUUAAGCAAUGUCUUUCUAAAGCUUUGCACCUCAUGAAGUCCUACACUGUGAACACACUACAGAACCUUACGAAUCAGUUACUAAAAAGGGAUCCUUCAUCUGUACCUAAUGCAGAUAAUGCUUUCACACUAUUUUAUGUGAAAUUUCGAGCCGCUGCCCCCAAAGUCAGAACACUUAUUGAACAAAUAGAACAACGAUCUGAGAAAAUACCUGAGUACCAACAGCUCCUAAAUGACAUCCACCAGUGUUACCUUGAUCAGCGGGAACUCCUUUUGGGCCCUAGUAUUACUUGCACUGUAACAGAGUUAACCAGCCAGAAUAAUAGAGAUCAUUGUGCCUUGGUUCGCAGUGGCUGUGCAUUUAUGGUCCACGUAUGCCAGGAUGAACACCAGCUUUACAAUGAAUUUUUCACAAAACCAACAUCAAAACUAGAUGAACUUUUGGAGAAGCUGUGUAUAUCAUUGUAUGAUGUCUUCAGGCCACUGAUCAUUCAUGUUAUUCACUUAGAGACUCUUUCAGAACUCUGUGGUAUUCUUAAAAAUGAGGUGCUUGAAGAUCAUGUACAGAACAAUGCUGAACAACUGGGGGCAUUUGCAGCUGGGGUAAAGCAGAUGUUGGAAGAUGUGCAAGAGCGGCUCGUCUACCGAACCCACAUCUACAUUCAGACUGACAUCACUGGCUACAAACCAGCUCCUGGAGAUCUGGCGUAUCCUGAUAAGUUGGUCAUGAUGGAGGAAAUUGCACAGAGUUUAAAAGAAGAACAGAAAAAGUUACCUUCAGAAACUUCGUUUUCAGAUGUUCGGUUCGAAGAAGCAGAAUCUAACAGUCUAAAAAAAUCUGGUUCCACAGAAUCCCUCAAUCCUAGACCCCAGACCACAAUUUCUCCUGCAGAUCUUCAUGGCAUGUGGUAUCCUACAGUUCGAAGAACUCUUGUCUGUCUCUCCAAGUUAUACAGAUGCAUAGAUAGGGCAGUGUUCCAAGGAUUAUCACAAGAAGCAUUGUCUGCCUGUAUUCAAUCAUUGUUGGGAGCAUCAGAGUCUAUCAGCAAAAAUAAGACUCAGAUUGAUGGACAACUCUUCUUAAUUAAGCACCUCUUGAUUCUUCGUGAACAGAUUGCUCCGUUUCACACUGAAUUCACCAUUAAGGAAAUUUCCCUGGACCUCAAGAAAACUAGAGAUGCAGCAUUUAAAAUCCUGAACCCUAUGACUGUUCCAAGAUUUUUUAGGCUGAAUAGCAACAAUGCCUUGAUAGAGUUCUUGUUGGAGGGCACUCCUGAGAUAAGAGAGUAUUAUCUUGACUCUAAAAAAGACGUAGACCGUCAGCUGAAGUCGGCUUGUGAACAGUUUAUUCAGCAGCAGACCAAGCUGUUUGUGGAGCAGCUGGAGGACUUCCUGACCAAGGUUUCAGCAUUAAAAACAAUGGCCAGUCAGGGAGGUCCCAAGUAUACUCUGUCACAGCAGCCUUGGGCACAACCAGCAAAGGUCAGUGACCUUGUAUCAAGUGCCUACAAGACAAUAAAAGAAAAGCUGCCUUUGACAUUGAGAAGUAUGUCAUUGUACCUAUCCAAUAAAGAUACUGAAUUCAUCCUGUUUAAGCCUGUUAGGAAUAAUAUUCAGCAAGUCUUUCAGAAGAUCUAUGCUUUGUUAAAGGAAGAGUUCAGCCCUGAAGAUAACCAGAUCAUAGCUUGUCCUUCUGUGGAACAGCUGCAUCUGCUGCUGUCGGGUUCUAAAUAA